UUUCUUCACUCUUCCUUAAGCCCUAACUAAAACCCAUCUUCCGCCGCCGCCGCAGCGAUGGCCGCCGCCGCAGUGCUACGGAACGCGGGAACCCGCCGCGUGCUCGCCUACCCGACCUUCCGCGCCGCCGUGAUCUCGGGCCCCGCGGCGCUUCCCGAUGCCUCGGCGGCCGCGGGGACCCAGACGGCUCCGCCGGCGUUUGCUGCAGGAGGUGGCCUCUGGGCCAGGUCCAUGGCCACCUUCACCCGCACGAAGCCUCACGUGAACGUCGGAACUAUUGGGCACGUCGACCACGGAAAGACCACCCUCACCGCAGCGAUCACCAAGGUGCUUGCGGAGGCAGGGAGUGCCAAGGCGGUUGCAUUUGACGAGAUUGAUAAGGCUCCGGAGGAGAAAGCAAGAGGAAUCACCAUCUCAACGGCUCAUGUCGAGUACGAGACCGCUAAAAGGCAUUAUGCUCACGUCGACUGCCCGGGGCACGCUGACUAUGUGAAGAACAUGAUCACUGGUGCUGCUCAAAUGGAUGGUGGUAUUCUUGUCGUAUCAGCUCCUGAUGGCCCAAUGCCACAAACAAAGGAGCAUAUUCUUCUUGCCCGACAGGUCGGUGUGCCAUCACUUGUAUGUUUCUUGAACAAAGUUGAUGCUGUUGAUGAUCCGGAGUUGCUAGAACUUGUGGAGAUGGAGCUUCGUGAGCUCCUCAGUUUCUACAAGUUCCCUGGUGAUGAUAUUCCUAUCAUCCGUGGAUCUGCCUUGUCAGCCUUGCAGGGAACCAAUGAUGAGAUUGGAAAGAAUGCCAUUUUGAAACUAAUGGAUGCGGUGGAUGAGUACAUUCCUGAUCCUGUGAGGGUGCUUGACAAGCAUUUCUUGAUGCCAAUAGAAGAUGUCUUCUCAAUCCAGGGCCGUGGUACUGUUGUGACUGGACGUGUUGAACAGGGGACAAUUAAAACCGGUGAGGAUGUUGAGAUCUUAGGUUUAUCGGAGACUGGUCCCUUGAAGACUACAGUUACUGGUGUUGAGAUGUUCAAAAAGAUAUUGAAUCAUGGAGAGGCUGGUGACAAUGUUGGUCUUCUUCUCCGUGGUCUUAAGCGUGGAGAUGUACAGCGUGGCCAGGUGGUUUGCAAACCUGGUAGUGUGAAGACAUACAAAAAGUUUGAGGCAGAAAUUUACGUCCUUACGAAAGACGAAGGUGGUCGCCACACUGCCUUCUUCUCAAAUUACAGACCACAGUUCUACUUCAGGACUGCUGAUAUCACUGGAAAAGUUGAAUUGCCUCAAAACGUGAAGAUGGUUAUGCCCGGUGACAACGUAACUGCGAUUUUUGAAUUGAUAUCACCUGUUCCACUCGAACCAGGGCAAAGAUUUGCACUGAGGGAAGGAGGGAGAACUGUUGGUGCUGGAGUCAUCGCUAAAGUUAUGAGCGAAUAAUCUGUUACGAACUUUUUUUUGGCCUAGCGAUUUUAGUAAACAAAUUAAUGUUGAUAUGAAAGAUUUGUCAGAUCGGAAACACGAGAUAAUGAGAGUCAAGAGCAAGGGGACCGAUAUGCAUUUGUCUGAAUGCGUUUGGCCAACUGCGGACAUGGCUUGUUACCAUUCCGGAGAAUUCUUUUCUUUCCUCUUGGGUAGUUUGCUGUAUAACACCGCAGCUUGUUACCUUGACAUGCUCCUCAGGCAUAUAUAGCUCGGUGACUCAAUAAGACUGUCUGGUUUCCUACGCACUUCUUUAUGUGUUUUUAGUCGAUUUCUACAUGGCUGAUC
This is a messenger RNA of Brachypodium distachyon (stiff brome), 1755 nucleotides long. Its product is annotated as elongation factor Tu, mitochondrial. The transcript is spliced from 12 exons. Gene Ontology annotation, biological process: mitochondrial translational elongation. NCBI's taxonomy places the organism in Eukaryota, Viridiplantae, Streptophyta, Magnoliopsida, Poales, Poaceae. Gene Ontology annotation, molecular function: GTPase activity; translation elongation factor activity; GTP binding. Gene Ontology annotation, cellular component: mitochondrion. Bases 58 to 1425 code for a protein of 455 amino acids. The record is from RefSeq and is a predicted model, not a curated record.